Messenger RNA from Paramuricea clavata, 1170 nucleotides. NCBI's taxonomy places the organism in Eukaryota, Metazoa, Cnidaria, Anthozoa, Malacalcyonacea, Plexauridae. The record is from the annotation of a GenBank genome assembly.
AUGAUGAAUGGCAAGGACCGACAAUGGUACAGCUUGAAAAAUGCUUUGAUCGAGCAUGUUGGAUGCAGCUCCAUUCGGAGUGGAGGCCAGGAGCAUUUUAAGGCCAAGAAAUACAGCAUGAAAGAACAGAACACACAGAAGAGAAUCACCGAUGUGAACACUAACCUUGUGAACACAACCAUACAAGUAUGUAAAAUGAAGACUGCAAGAUUGUCUUAUGAACACCUCAUUGGCUUCCUUUCAGCAUGUGGUGGCGAUAUUGGACAUAUUGGUCAUUGCCAGUAAAGCAAGUGUUUAUCGUAUAUGCAUGUUCUUUCAGUUUUAAUGUGACAGUAUCUCUUUAAAACAAUUGACAUCAACUAGGAAAACAUUUCAAUGUUCAUUUUAGCAUCUUAAAGUGGCCGGUAUAGUAGGAUAGUAAUGGUAUAGUAGGAUAGUAGUAGUAUAAUAGUGAGCAGUGUAUUAGCAUAAAGUACAUAUUGGCAGGCUUGCUAUCCAAUAAAUACAAGAAGAUGUACAGUAAUUAAGAAAUAUUCUUCAGAAAUCAAUUUCCAGAAAUUAUUUCAACUGCAUACAUUAUGCAAUCAUGCAAACAAAAAGUUUCUCAAAACUCCAUUGGAAUCGACUGGUCUAUGCCCACACAAAUCGACACCACACAGGGACACAAAUCAUGCUAUCCUACUUCUUAUGCCAGUGAAUGGAAAAUGCAUUGCUAUACCAUUAGACGCACCACCUGUAUAUUUGAUUGCAGGGGACUCAAAUGAAAAAUUGAAGGUGGUACUGUUCAAGAUCUUGCAGAACAAGUUGCAAACGUUGUGAGGGACAAAUUGGAAUUUGAUGAUGACAUGCAUUAUGUUAGAGGUAUCAUUGCAACAUUGUAUACAACUAAUAGUAACAGUACAUACUAAGGCAAAGGCAUUUUAAAAAUACAUAGAGUGUAGUAUACAACAAGAGUAUAGAGGAUUUCUAUUUAUUUACAAAAGAUGUGUAUUAUGGUUCGAGAUCAUUGCAUUGCUUAUGUAACAUUUUGUUUGUUUAGCUGUCCAUGCUGAUGGUCAGUACCAAUCAAAUACGUUCCAAGAUGCUCUUUUUACUGAAAUGGGUAAGGUGAAAGAAUUAGAUGAGUUUUUCUUGACUUCUUGGGACGUGUGUCGCAUUGGAUGGAUUUAG